ACCUUGCCCUCCGAUGGAAACCCAGGCGAACCGGGGUCAGGGGCCUCGGGGCUUGCGCGUGCAGCCGCCACGAACCGUCUCCUUGCAUCUGACGGUGGGCAGUGGGGGCUGACCCUCUCCUUCACCUGUCAGCGCAGGCCAGGGGAGGAGGGACCUGGGCGGAGCCCCGGGGGGGGGACCAGCGGGAGGUGACAUCAUCUCACAGAUACAAUCCUGCGCUGCCCACUUGUGUCCACCCUCGCGGCAGAGAGAUGUGGGAGAGGGUGUCCAGGUUUUGUCUGGACAGGUACCAGGGACGAGGAGGGCACGGACUGAGCUGGGCCUCUUCCCCACCUCCCAGACCACAGUGCAGGACCCUCAGGGAGCCCAGUGGAGGCGCCCUCCCGAGGCACUACUCCCAUGCUGACCACCCAGCCCUGCGGCUGCCGAUGUCAUGAGUAACACCACAGUGCCCAAUGCCCCCCAGGCCAACAGCGACUCCAUGGUGGGCUAUGUGUUGGGGCCUUUCUUCCUCAUCACCCUGGUCGGGGUGGUGGUGGCUGUGGUAAUGUAUGUCCAGAAGAAAAAGCGGGUGGACCGGCUUCGCCAUCACCUGCUCCCCAUGUACAGCUAUGACCCUGCUGAGGAACUCCACGAAGCUGAGCAGGAGCUCCUCUCUGACGUGGGCGACCCCAAGGUGGUACCCGGCUGGCAGAGCGGCUACCAGCACAAGCGGAUGCCCUUGCUGGACGUCAAGACAUGACAACACCCUGCCCCGGCCCUGAUUUUCAGACCGUAGGGCCCUGGAGCGCCCAGCUGCUGCCCCUCCCAGGAGCCCCGGCUUCCCAGCUGGGUACUGGGUCUCAGGUCCUCCCACCCAUCCUAUCCGCAGCGGCGCCCUUAAUCUUUGCCUAGCAGCCAGCCCCCCAUCACCUCAUUCCCACCCCACUUCAGUCCCCAUGGGCUGAGCUUGCCACCCACCCCCAGGCACUAAGGAGGCUCAUCUGGAGGCAGUUUGGCCCUUUCCGUGGGCACCACCUUCCUCUAGCUCUCCCCGACUUGGCUUUGGAGUUGUUUCCAUGGUGACAGGGCCGAUGUACAGCGUUCUGUAUGUAUAUUUUGUAAAUAAAUUGUUUUGUGGCUAGAGGUGUGGCUGA
This is a messenger RNA of Talpa occidentalis (Iberian mole), 1136 nucleotides long. It is a transcript of the gene SMIM29, whose product is annotated as small integral membrane protein 29. Bases 434 to 742 code for a protein of 102 amino acids. The record is from RefSeq and is a predicted model, not a curated record. NCBI's taxonomy places the organism in Eukaryota, Metazoa, Chordata, Mammalia, Eulipotyphla, Talpidae. The transcript has 5 exons.